UUUUUCAGAUGGAUUUGGAACAACAGUUCGAGAACGAGCCUCCCAACGUGGAUGUGCCGAAGAUUUCAGAUUCUGAUUGUAAUUCUGACCUACACCAUGAGAAGUCGAAAGAAACGCCCAUCUCGCGGAACACUAAUGGCAAACGAAAAAUAGACGAAGAUAAUACAUCUAAGAAAAGAAACGCAAUGGACGCUUUACUGAAGACACAAUCCCGGCUGAGCUGACACAUAAUGGCAACAAUGUCUUUGUGAGACCUACCCUUUUCAACGGAAAGAUCACCGUGCACAUCAGGCAAUACAGCAAGUACGGGACUUCAUAUUAUCCGACUCGUAAUGGUGUGAAUUUAGAGCCUUCGUGUUUGGACACCUUCUCUAAACACAGUCCACAAGAGGUGUUCACAAUGAAUCUGCGACUACCCAAGAAUUUUAGUGCGGAAUAUGAUGGUUACCACAUCACGUUGUUUUUAUUAGAUGUUAAUAUCUAUUUAUUUUCAAUAGCUAUGGAACAUACAUCUGAUGCUAUGAUUUUAAAUCAUGAGGUUGCUCAACCACAAGGCAACAUGGAUCCUGAAUAUGUUUCCGAACAUGAAGACAUGCCUUUGGAUGAUCAAACGAUUGCUAUAAUGGAUUUUGGUGAUCUUACAUCAUCCCAGUUGGAUUUGCCUUUUGUUGAUAGCCCAAAUUUAAGUUGCUCGGAGUGUAACAAAACCUUUGCACACCAGAGAAGCUUGACGAGACAUAUUAAAGUGCAGCAUUCAAUUACAAGAAACAUUUGCUCCAUAUGCAAAAAGGAGUUUCGACGCUCCGAUAAACUGAAUAAUCAUAUGAAGAUUCAUGCUAAACCACCGAAAUCCACGCCAUCUCGCUCAGUGAAACGAGUAGCUUCCCUCACUACAGCGCCUGAUUCUAAACGACCACGACAAGAACGCCCACCCUGCCUUUGUACGUUUGUUACCAAGGUCUUUUAUCCCAUGAAAGACACCAACAAAGACUUGCAAGUAUUUUUAGAAUUUUCAAGAACGGAAGUCGCAGGCAAGAUUGAACAAGCUGCCGCACAGCACCAAGUUAUCAAAUGGUACUUGAAUGCUUGUGUGAAGAUGGUCAGAAAAGUGUCAGAGACCGAGGAGGAGACAUGCACCCCUUACUUUCGGUCCAGAUGCAGCACUACUCUCACACGGGAGAAAUGCCCGAUAUGCAAACAGCUAUUGAAAGGUAAUAAGAAAGUACUAGAUUCCUUGGACAAAUUUCUGAAAAAAGGUUCAGGAUGGGUUUUAGACUCCGUCCAAUACCUGGAGCUCAAGACCGCUGUCUACAAACCCCUGGCGGCCUCUUCUUACAUACCUCUACCGAAAGCCUUAGCCAGUAAAAUGGCUGUUCUCAAUAUCCAAAAUGAGGACCACAAAUGUCUCGUCUGGAGUGUCUUGGCGGCCCUUCAUCCCGUUGAAGAUCAUGGAGAACAUGCAUAUAGAGUAUCUCACUAUAAGCCCUAUGAAGGAGAAAUCCAUGUAGAUGGGCUUGUCUUUUCCCACCCCCAUUCACCAGCUGGACAAGUUCGAGAAAAUGAACAACCUGUCGAUCAACGUGUUCGGUUGGGAAAACAAUGA
This is a messenger RNA of Stegodyphus dumicola, 1603 nucleotides long. RefSeq lists its product as uncharacterized. The record is from RefSeq and is a predicted model, not a curated record. Gene Ontology annotation, molecular function: DNA binding. Gene Ontology annotation, biological process: regulation of DNA-templated transcription. Gene Ontology annotation, cellular component: nucleus. Lineage: Eukaryota; Metazoa; Arthropoda; Arachnida; Araneae; Eresidae.